This is a messenger RNA of Ostrinia nubilalis (European corn borer), 1539 nucleotides long. It is a transcript of the gene slmo, whose product is annotated as protein slowmo. Gene Ontology annotation, molecular function: phosphatidic acid transfer activity. Gene Ontology annotation, cellular component: mitochondrial intermembrane space. The transcript has 4 exons. The coding region runs from base 136 to 822 and encodes 228 amino acids. The record is from RefSeq and is a predicted model, not a curated record. Gene Ontology annotation, biological process: phospholipid transport. NCBI's taxonomy places the organism in Eukaryota, Metazoa, Arthropoda, Insecta, Lepidoptera, Crambidae.
CAUUUCAUUCGAGUUUCUUUCGAAGUAUUUUACUUUUGUCAGCGUAAUGUGAGAAAAGAUAAGAAAAAUAUUUUAUAAAACGAUAACAGUUCUAUCUAAUUAAAUUUACGAAGACUUCGUAAUAAAACACGCAAAAUGAAAAUUUGGACAUCAGAACACACUUUCAACCACCCAUGGGAGACCGUUGCACAAGCAGCGUGGAGGAAAUAUCCCAAUCCUAUGAACCCAGCUGUCAUUGGGACCGAUGUUGUAGAAAGAAGAGUCGUAGACGGUGUACUGCAUACCCACAGACUCGUCAGUUCUAAAUGGUUUUUCCCGAGAUGGGCCCAAGCACUUAUUGGAACAGCCAAGAUAUGCUAUGCAAGUGAGAAAUCAGAAGUGAAUCCUAUUCAACGUCAAAUGACACUGAAGACAACAAACUUAACAUUCUGUCGGUACAUUGCUGUGGAUGAGACAGUGAAGUACACACCCCACCCCACAGAUCCAGCUAAAACACUUCUUAGACAAGAGGCUGUGGUCACAGUACAAGGAGUGCCACUUAGUAGUUACAUGGAAGAUUUAUUAGCAAAUAAAAUAUCUCUGAAUGCUGGAAAAGGCCGUCAAGCAAUUGAGUGGGUAAUUGGGAAAAUUGAUUCAGAAAUAAAAGAACUUGCAAGCACAGCUUGUAAAAGUACUGAUGAAUUGCUUUCACACACAAAGAAGUCACUUGAUGACAUAACAUCUACAGCCAGAAGAUCUAUGGAUGAUAUCUCUUCUAAAGCCAAAAGAUCAUUGGAUGAUAUAGAGAAAUUCACAAAGGCAAAUGCAAACCAACGAAGCUGAAAAGAGGAGUGACUUUCACAAGUAGAAACAUUGAACAGUGCUGUUUUUUUUUGCAGUAAAUAUAACCCACAUGUAUUUACCUGAUUUGUCUUAUUUAAUUAAUGAUUGAGGUGAAUUUAAUGUAAUAUACAUAGUUUAUUUAUGAUUGUAGCACAAUUUAUAUUAUUUGAAUUAUUUGUAGUAGUGAUGUGUGAGCAUUAGAUCUGGCAACAUUAUGGGGAAUUUGUGCAUUUUAACCAGCUAAAUAAUGAACAGUGAGAGUCUUGUUAAGUAUAGAAGUAUUGAAUUGAUAUGGUCUCUCUAUUCUAUGUAUGUGUAAAAAGGGUAGAUCAGAAUAGGCAGUGUUUUUCUUGCUUAAUAACCUAUUGAGGAUCUUGUAUAAGCUGCUAACAUAAAAGAAGUACAUGUUAAAACUACAUUCCUAUUCUGAUCUAUGGUAAUUAUCUGAGGGUACUCUUACACAUGCAAUCAGAGAAUGUAAAGAGUGAAAAUUUACUGAAAUAUAACUUUAAAGUAAAUGUUCAUUGACAAUGCAAAACAUAAUUGUAGCCAAUAUAAUAACCAAAAUGUGUACUGAGCUAUUAUUGCUCAAAAAUUGCUUGUGUAAGAGCAACUUUUUAAGAUGUAAAAGUAUAAUUUCAUUCCAUAAAAAACUGUUUGAUGUUGUAUUUGAAACCUACAAAUAAUUUGCAUAUUAAACAUGUGGUGCACAUUAAA